Populus trichocarpa (black cottonwood) is the source of this 835-nucleotide messenger RNA. RefSeq lists its product as uncharacterized. The coding region runs from base 142 to 612 and encodes 156 amino acids. The transcript has a single exon. Lineage: Eukaryota; Viridiplantae; Streptophyta; Magnoliopsida; Malpighiales; Salicaceae. The record is from RefSeq and is a predicted model, not a curated record.
CCCUUGGUCACAUUCUUACCAAGGAAAGAAGAAAAAAAGUAGAGUCACAAUAAAGAGUUCCAAACUCCACACCUGCACAAAGGAAGAGAGAGAGAGAGAGAGAGAGAGAGAGAGAGAGAGAGCUCUUUGAUUUCCAUAGAAAUGGGCAAUAGUUUAAGGUGUUGUUUGGCUUGUGUUCUUCCUUGUGGUGCCCUAGACUUGAUCCGUAUAGUUCAUUUGAAUGGCUACGUGGAAGAAAUAACAGGUCCAAUCACAGCUGCUGAGGUCCUUAAAGCAAACCCUAAUCAUGUUCUUAGCAAACCUUCUUCUCAAGGUGUUGUCCGUAAAAUCUUGAUUCUUUCGCCGGAAUCCGAGCUCAAAAGAGGCAGCAUAUAUUUCUUGAUCCCAUCUUCUUCAUUGCCUGGUGACAAGAAAAAAAGUGGUAAUAAUUGUGGCCACCAGAUGAAAUCCUCGUCAAAGAAGAGCAAAAGAUACUGUAACAAUAAAGAUGCACGAGAUUGUGAUCGUUACUUAACCGAUAUAGUCUCCGAAAAGAAAUCCUCUCGUCGUGAUCGACGGACCGGUCGUGUCGGAGUAUGGCGGCCUCAUUUACAAAGCAUCUCCGAGGACUAAGAAGUUUUUUCCGGUGCCGGAUUUUGACGUUCUCCAGAGUAGAUAAAGGGGUACAAUUAUUUGCAACUGGGACGUUUUUUUUUCAAUGUACGUGGGGUUAUACUGGUUUUCUUCUUUUCUUUUCUUGUAUAAAUUUUAUAUUUUAAUUUUCUUUUUUCACUCUGCCUAUAAUAGUGGCAGAUUGAGAUUUUCAAUAUUCAUCGGAUCGUGAUCCAUUUUCUUC